Messenger RNA from Raphanus sativus (radish), 1178 nucleotides. Its product is annotated as protein TIC 20-IV, chloroplastic. The record is from RefSeq and is a predicted model, not a curated record. NCBI's taxonomy places the organism in Eukaryota, Viridiplantae, Streptophyta, Magnoliopsida, Brassicales, Brassicaceae. The transcript is spliced from 3 exons. The coding region runs from base 109 to 969 and encodes 286 amino acids.
UCAUAUUUCUUGCACGUAAAGAUACACUCUCUUUUUCUGUGAUUUUUCUUUUUGAUUUAUUUUUAACAUCGAAAACCUAAAAAGAGCCUCUACCAAGAUUUUUGCCUGAUGCAGGGUUUGGCGGCGACCACCACCGCCACCAACCGUGGCUCUGUUACUUUUCUCGCUUCCAGAUAUAGCAGGAAGCAUCAUCAUAGUCCAAUCCUAAACAAGUAUGUGAACCAAAAGGUGUCUUUCCCCAAGUUCGAUUCUUCCCCGAACCUGAAACUGUCAGCAGACUCAAGAUGUCCCCGUCAGAUUGCUCCUCUUUCAGCAACCGCACCUGUGGAGUUUGCAUCAGCAUCAUCUAACCAUCUCUUUGCUCACGGCUUGCCACCGUUGACUGCCGGUUUUGGGAGACGCCAGAGACCAUUAGAGCCUGCGAGAGCCUUCAAAGAUGACUUCUUCAAAAUCAAACUGCCUAAAAUCGCAGAGAGACCUGAGUGGUGGUGGAGGACACUGGCUUGUAUCCCUUACUUGAUAUCCCUCCAGAUAUCUGACGUUGGUUUCUACGUCCAGCCUUUCCUAGAAAAGUACGACGCCAUCGGAGACAUGAUCUACUUCAUCCCCGGAGCGAUUAACAGAUGGCCGAGCUGGUUCUUCAUGUUGUACUGCUACUUGGGUUACAUGUUCGUGGUCAAGAACAAAGAGCUGCCUCACUACUUUAGGUUUCACAUGAUGAUGGGUAUGCUUCUCGAAACGGCUCUUCAGAUCAUUUGGUGCACCAGCAACUUCUUCCCGUUGAUUCAUUUCAAAGGAAGGCUUGGGAUGUAUUACUGGAUGGCGAUUGGGUUUACGUAUAUCUGUCUGCUUCUUGAAUGUAUACGGUGCGCUCUCGCUGGGAUUUAUGCUCAGAUUCCGUUCGUGACCGACGCUGCUUCCAUUCACACUCUCUUCAACUUGGGAGGCUUUUCGAGGCCACUCAGGUGAAAAGGUGGUCCUCUGUGGUGUUGCACACUUGAAGUAAGAGAGAGGUUGUUGUUGUGUCUUAUCAGUUCUAAGAGACUUGAGCUUAGAGUCAGUGUCUCAUGUGUAAAACAGAAAGAACUCUCUAUGAGUAGCUUAAAUCAAUAUUUUCUUAAUGUCAAAUAAAUCGGUUGUAGUGGCCCAUGGUUUGAAAGCAUGUCUUUUUUGGUUUU